Messenger RNA from Carassius carassius (crucian carp), 2397 nucleotides. RefSeq names its product fibronectin type III domain-containing protein 7-like. The coding region runs from base 1 to 1614 and encodes 537 amino acids. Gene Ontology annotation, molecular function: protein binding. Lineage: Eukaryota; Metazoa; Chordata; Actinopteri; Cypriniformes; Cyprinidae. The transcript is spliced from 8 exons. The record is from RefSeq and is a predicted model, not a curated record.
AUGGCUCGCGUAACAUGGAACAGUGUUUCAGGCGUCCUGCUCUACCAGAUGUCAGUGAGAGCCAAUAACAAGUCGGGAUUUCCCCCGGUUCUUAAGAAUGUCACUGGUACCGCUAUGAAUAUCUCAAACCUGGAGCCAUGUACAACAUACACAAUAGGGCUUGCAUCCAUCAACAUGUUCCUGGAACCAGGAGAGUCCACCAACUUCACCUUCUUAACUUCCACCAUUUCAACAGUUUCCUCCAUCUCUGUGGAGUACAGCUGUCUUACUUCUACAGCAAUAGUCAGGUGGGAUGUGGUUUUUGGUGCCACAUUGUACCGUGCCGUCAUUACAGAUGGUCAAGGCCGGUCGUUCAACUGCACUUCCACGAACACCACCUGCCAGUUCUUGAUGCUGGUCUGUGGAGAACGAUACACUGUACGGAUUACAGCCAUUGCUAAUUGUGAAAGCACUUCUGAUGGCACCUACGUCUUUGAGACAGCACCCUGCCCACCCAAAGCCCCACGGCUGUACCGUGAAUGUUCCACUAAUGUCAUCUUGUUCUCGUGGGAUUCCACCAACAACACGGCUUAUUACUUCGCCAUAGCUGUGGACUCGGACCAACUGGUAACUGAAUGCCUCACUGUGGACACCUCCUGUUAUUUCACCGACACCGUCUGUGGUAAGACCUACAGCUUCUAUGUCAGAUCCAUCUACUCUGGAGGACUAGACUGCAACACUGGAUACACAGACGGUGUGGUGAUCAAAACGGCCCCAUGUUUACCGCAGAACAUUUACACAAUAGCAAACUGUGAUAGCAUCAGCAGUGCCGUCAUUACUUGGCAUGAGGCCGCAGGAGCCAAGACCUACAUUGUGGAGGCCCGAGGUAAUCGUAAAGAUUUCUACAACUGUUCGUCUGCAAACACAAGCUGCACGCUAACAGAUCUGGAAUGCGGAGAGAGCCUGAGUGUGUGGAUUGUUGCCACAAAUGAUGACUGUACUACUGAUCCUGUGCUGGGAGAGGUGGCAGAGACAGUUCCGUGCAUACCUCAGAAUGUGUCCGCUGUGAAGACUUGUAGUUCAGAAUCUGCCUCUCUCUCAUGGAACAAUGCCAACGGUGCCAUCUUGUACAUUGGAACGGCAACGCACAUAGAUGGUACAGUUCACACCUGCGCUGCCAUGGCGCCAGAGUGCACAUUCCCAAACUUGCGAUGUGGCGAGACAUAUGAUGUGAAAGUCAAAGCAACUAACCUGCAAUGCAACAGUUCUGAGAGUCAACAUGUCACCCUGCAGACGGCUCCAUGUGCUCCAUUCAGUGUGGGGGUCACUAGAGACUGUGCAGCGAAUCACGUGAUAGCAAGCUGGCAGGCCCUUCAGGAUGGCAGUCUGUACACGGCAGUACUGCAGGAUGAACAUGGACCCACAGUUAACUGCAGCACCAGCUCUAACAACUGCACAUUCACAGACCUGCUCUGUGGAAUGACCUACAAUGUCACAGUCACAAGGAAUGAUGGUCAAUGCAGGAGUCUGCCAUCCACAUCCAUUCAGAUACAGUCAGGUAACAGUCAUGUGAGCAUGCAUGCAUGUUUACACAGUAAUAACAGAUCUUUGAAACCAACUAUGUAUCUCCUUUAGCUCCCUGUGACCCUCAAAACAUCACAACUGUGCUCCAGUGUCACACCAACACAGCCAACGUGACAUGGGCUGCCAGCGCAGGAGCUAAUGGGUACACAGCAAUUGCAACAGACAGGCAGCAGCAACGUUUAGCUUCUUGUCACUCUAUGGGAACUUCCUGUCAGCUGACCUCUCUGCCGUGUGGGAUGAGACUAAAUGUGACUGUCCAAGCUGAUGGCACCACCUGCAACAGCAGCUCUCAACCUAAAGCUGUAGUGGAAACAGCUCCCUGCAUUCCCACCAGUGUUGCUGCCGCUCUAAACUGUACAUCCAACAUUGCUUCCAUCACCUGGUACAGUGCACUUGGUGCCACUUGGUACUUGGUAAAGGCGGAAAGCAGCCAAGGGUACAAGACAUCCUGCAACAACACUGUCACACACUGUGAUAUCCCAAACCUGCAGUGUGGCCAGGAAUAUUCCAUCACAGUCAUGGGCAUGAAUGGUGUCUGCAUGGGCCCGGCUAGCCAGCCUGUCACUCUCGUCUCAGCACCGUGCCACAACACUGGCAUUCAAGCCAGUCUGGACUGCCGCACCAACUCAGCACUCAUUUCUUGGACACCAGGCAACGGUUCAUUAAGUUUUAAUGCAACACUACAGUCGCUCCAGGACCCCCAAAAGCACAACUGCUUCACCAAUGGCUCCUCCUGCAACAUUGGCUCACUGUCGUGUGGUCAGCACUAUAACAUCUGUGUUACAGGAUACGGCCAGACCUGUUCAACCUCUUCUAAAGCCUUGGUCACUCUAG